CUCUCUCUCUCUCCCGCCCCCUCUCCCUCUCCAACACUCCCAACUUUCUCCCCUCUAUUAAGUUCCAAGCUUCUUUCAAUCUGAAGUGAACAACAUAUUCCAAACAGGUGUUCCAGUAUCUCCCAUCUUGUCUACUCCCAUACUGAACCAUCCAUCUCUCUCUCCCCUUUCCUCCUCCCGUUCUCCAUUCUUCAUCCCCACAUCCACUUCUGAACUGCUGUUAUCUCUACCUUCCUUCUGUCUUCAACCUUCCUUUCUUCUUUGUGGGGUUCACCCCCUUUCAAUUAUUUCCCUGCUUCUCUCUCUUCACCCUCUUUCCCAUCCUCUUCCCUCUUUCCCUCUCUUCCUCUCUCCAUCCGGGCCUCUGUCGGCCUCUGGUAGAGGUCACCAUGUGGGCCAACUACAUUGUCCAGCCGGAGGAGGAUGGCCGUAUGGGGGUGGUAGGAGCAGGGCCCCAUGGGGGCCUGGCAGGGGUGAAGGGAGUUGGGCGUGCUACCAGGCGGACCCCUAGGAUGAGUGACAGCCAGGAGGGGAAGAUCAAGCUGGCGUUCUUUGUGGCCAUUGUGGGCGUGACCCUGACAGUGCUGGGGGUGGGAACAGAGUUCUGGGUGGAGCUGGCCACGCCCAAGACCUGGAGUAACAACCAGACGUGUCAGACAGCCCACUACGGCCUGUGGAAGGGGUGUACCCGCACCCUGUGGGUGGACGACAUCAACCCCGAGAGAGAGAGCUGUGGCCCCGCUGACCUGCCCGGAGAAUCCAACUGCACUUACUUCAAAUUCUUUACCAAUGGAGACAACGCAGUCAUAUUUAUGAAGACAACCCACAAGAACCUGAACAUAGCGGCUGCUAUCCUAGCAAUGAUAGCUCUGUCUAUGAUGGUGAUGGGAGCAAUCUGUAUCACCAUGUCCCUCAGUAAAGGAGUGCCCUUCUUCCUCAAGCCCGCCUCCUUCUGCUUCAUCCUAUCAGGUCUACUGGUCCUGCUGUCUAUACUGGUGUUUCACCAGUCAGUGCUGGCCCUGUUGUCAUCUGACCACUCCAUACCACUCCACCACGAGCUCUCCUGGUCCGUUGCCUGUGUGGGCUUCGCUGGGGCCAUCCUCAUCAUGGGGGGGAUCCUUUUCCUGAUCCUCUCCCUCCCUUAUAGCCCAUGGGAAAAAUGUCUGCCUCAACGCAACAGCAGCACUACCUAGCAAAAUGGGAGGCCCAAAAGCUGUGGGGAUAAAAUUGAGUUUUAUAUCAGGAUCGCAAUCAAACUCCAGUCCUCGAGGGAAGCACUGUCUACUGGCUUUAGUUGUCAAGUAUAAAUCAGACACUGAUCAGAACAAUUACAACCAGUAGACACUGAUGCCACCCAGGGGUUGAGUUGGAGACCCCUGUUUAUAUUGUCAGUUAUAUUGUCAAACUAGACUGAAAGACUGACUAACUUGUAGGUCGACACAGUGUUUACUUAAUGCAAUAACAAUGAUGCUCACUAACUGUGCCUAGAACUUUACAAGCCUGCCCUAAAGCCUGCGACCUUACCAGAAAACACUACGUAGACCACAACUUCUCCACGUUUUGGCAUCAUGACCAACCUAUAGCUUUUAGAAGUUUCUGAUGACCUACCAAAGAACAAGCAAUGUUUCUAAGCAGAACCCGGUCUUUACCAGGGGGGUAAUGCUGGGUUAAACAAAACCAAAGCAUGGAUUGAUGUCUUAACGUGUCCAUUGACUGUUAACAGGGUAAGGAAACCAAUAUGUCAUUUAGUUAUUGAACUAGUUCUUUAAACACAACGCCAACCACACUGUAGUUGUAGAUAAAGACCCAGCAGUGGGGUGCAGCAUCCUGUCUGUACUAUGAACUAUGUACUAACCAUUACUUAUUGAUAGUGUUACUUAGCCAAUGAAAUGGUAACAUGGUAACCAUGGUAACAUGUAGGUCACUACCGUUGCUAAGGGAGGAGAUGCUAUAUUGUUUCCAGGAAGUGGCAUUGCCAUCACUGCUACAUGAAACGCCUUGCAGGUUGUCACUAUUAAUCUAUUAUGAAUGAUUAUGACGUCUUACACUUAAUACCUAUAAAUAAUAUAUGAUCUAUUUAUUAUCUACACAUUGUCCACAUGAAUGAAUGCUGUUUUUACGUAAGAAUGUGUGAAUGAUUUAAUGUAUGUAUGGAAGAUAAAGAUUUAUAUUUGAGAGUGUAUUGUAUAGACUCACUUUACAAGCACAGCUCUGUAUAUAAAAUAUGUGUUUGUAUUUGAUUUAUACCUGCACACUGUAGCCUUUUGUUCAAGCUUAGGGGGGUGUUUUUAGUUUUUAGCUUAUUCAAACCCUUUUUUCAUCAUGUGUUUUAUUUGUCAUAAUAAAGCCCACCUUGUCUUUCUCUACCUACAUGUUUGUUUGGGGAAAUGCACAUUGUGCAUAAAUGGUCCUAUGAUCAUAUGUAUGUCUCACUGGGUUUGCUUUUGAAAUAAAUAGACUUGACAUAAGAAAUGCUCUCGUACUU
Molecule: messenger RNA, 2485 nt
Organism: Oncorhynchus tshawytscha (Chinook salmon)
Lineage: Eukaryota; Metazoa; Chordata; Actinopteri; Salmoniformes; Salmonidae
Gene: cacng6b
Product: calcium channel, voltage-dependent, gamma subunit 6b
Exons: 5
Coding region: 390-1193 (267 amino acids)
Biological process (GO): calcium ion transmembrane transport; regulation of calcium ion transmembrane transport via high voltage-gated calcium channel
Cellular component (GO): L-type voltage-gated calcium channel complex; membrane
Molecular function (GO): voltage-gated calcium channel activity; calcium channel regulator activity
Source: RefSeq, a predicted model, not a curated record